AUGGAUGGACUAGAUGCAAAAUUUAUGAGACUACAAACAUUUUAAAAUAAUAAUCAAUAAAAUUCAUUUAUUAAUGAAGUAAAAACUUUUGAAAAAUACAAAGAAAAAAAUAUUAUAAAUGUUACUCAAUAUUGUGCUUGGAUUUAAUUUAAUUUUCUUAAUUGCAUACCUUUAAAUAUAUUAAUUAAUGGGAUAGUAUGAUAUAAUAAAUAUUAUUUAAAGACUUACAAAUAUUUCGAUGUUUAAAAGAAAUAAAUAAAAAACAUUUUAAUUGCAAUAUUAGAACAUUAUCUUUAACUUUAAAAAUAAUAAUUUCAUCAUGGUAAUAUCCAAUCAUAAAAUAUAAUUGUUGAAUUCUAGCGAAAAUAGAAUUCUGAUAAUUCUUCAAACGGCUUUGAAAUAAAGAAAAUAUAUUUCACAAAUUAUACCUUUGUAAAAAAAAGUGAAGAUGAUGAACGCGAAAUAAUAAACUAGAUUUUUGAUUUAUUGGGUUUAAUUGAUUCUCAUUAUCCCAUAUAAUUUAAUAAGAAAGAUAAAAUAAAGGAUAUUUUAUAUCAAAUAAAACUAAUGUAAAUUAUUUUAUAAUUUUUUAGAAAUAUUGAUUAAGAAAAUAAUGGAUGGAAGAACAAAUUAUAUAGUAUUUUUUGGAAGGGAGAUGGAUAUAUUAAAACUUUAUCUUAAAAAAUUAAUUAAGAAUAUCCAAAAGUUGAGAAUGAAAUGAAUGAAUAAAUUAAUAUAUUUAAUGAUAAUCAAAAUAAGGAGAAUUCUGAUAGUCUUAAUAAUUAAUAAAAUCAAAAAGAAUUUUAAACUACAAAUGAAUUUAACUAAACUCAUACUUAAAAUUAAGAAGAAAAUAAUGAAUAAAAAUAGAAAUUAUAACUUGAAAAAAAAUGGUAGGAACUAAUUUAAAAUUCAUAGUAAGAGUUUUUUGAAAAACUUAAACAAUUCUUUCUAUUAUAGUUUGUAGAAAAUGUUACUUCAUACACAUUUAAUCCUUAUCAUGUGAAAAACAAAAAAAAUAAUUAAGAAAAAAAUUAGGUUUAUUAAGAUAAUAAAACUUAAAACAAAGUAUAACAAGAUUAAAAUUUAAUGAAUUAAGAUAAAGCUAAACCUGAAUUUGAUCAUAUUAUUAAUAAAUGUUUUAUAGAAGCAACAGUAAGUUUUAAAACAUUAUUGGAUUAUUUUAAUGGAAUCCAAACUACAUUUUAAGAAGAAUGGAAUAGAAUUUCAAAUGAUCACUUUAGUAACUAUAAAUUUGAUUUCGAUUUAGACUUUAAAGAUUUGGUUGUAUAACAUUUUAAUGAAUUUUUUUCUUAAAAUUCAAAUUAUAUUUCUAGUACAAAACAAAUAGCUGAUGUAAAGAUGGAAACAUAAUAAAAAUUAAUUAUUUAACAAUUUUCUGAUAAAUAUGAUCACUGGAUAUCAUACAAAAUAUUAGAUUUAAUUUCCAAUCUAAUAUGA
Molecule: messenger RNA, 1461 nt
Organism: Paramecium pentaurelia
Lineage: Eukaryota; Ciliophora; Oligohymenophorea; Peniculida; Parameciidae
Source: the annotation of a GenBank genome assembly